Oncorhynchus masou masou (cherry salmon) is the source of this 3473-nucleotide messenger RNA. RefSeq names its product SUMO specific peptidase 3a (gene senp3a). The record is from RefSeq and is a predicted model, not a curated record. NCBI's taxonomy places the organism in Eukaryota, Metazoa, Chordata, Actinopteri, Salmoniformes, Salmonidae. Gene Ontology annotation, molecular function: deSUMOylase activity. Gene Ontology annotation, cellular component: nucleus. Gene Ontology annotation, biological process: proteolysis; protein desumoylation. The transcript is spliced from 11 exons. The coding region runs from base 690 to 2291 and encodes 533 amino acids.
CGACAGAGUUAGCUCUCGUUCCAUUGCUUUUCUUCAGACAUAGGAAUUCUCCGGUUGGAACAUUAGGAUGUUUUUAACAUAAAACAAUAAUAAAGAUUGAUUCCAUAUAUCGUUUGACUUGUUUCUACGACCUGUAACAGAACUUUGAGUUUUUGUCUGGACGAAGAGCUCACGCCUCAUGAAGAUGGAUUACUAGGCUGAACACGCUAACAACAAGUGGCUAUUUGGCCAUAAAUUAUGGACUUUAUGGAACAAAUCAGUCAUUUAUUGUCGAACUGGGAUUCAUGGGAGUGCCUUCUGAUCAAAGGUUAUUUCUAACUUCUGUUGACUCCAAAAUGGCGGAUAUUUCUCUUGCUGGAUUGGGCUCCGAGCACUGUUCUCAGAUUAUGCUUUUUCCGUAAAGUUUUUUUGAAAUCUGACACAGUGGUUGCAUUAAGGAGAAGUCUGUCUUUAAUUCUGUGAAUAACACUUGUAUCUUUUAUCAAUGUUUAUUAUGAGUAUUUCUGCAAACUCACCGGAUGUUUUGGAAUGAAAACAUUACUGCACGUAACGCGCCAAUGUAAACUGAGAUUUUUGGAAAUAAAUAAUCACAUUAUCGAACAAAACAUACAUGUUUUGUGUAACAUGAUGUCCUAUGAGUCAUCUGAUGAAGAUCAAAGGCAGAGGCUAUAAGCAGGUGUUGUUGGUGGAUGGAGAGAGUGAUGCGAGACAGUGGAGACAGCUUGGCACAGAACCACUGGACCAAUGAACUGACACUGGCAGGGGAACCUGAGACAGUCAGACAGGAGGCCACUGGACCAGGAUAUCUGGUGGACUCCAGAACGCCUCACCAUGUCCAUGGAAGUUCCAUGCAUUUCAAGCUAGGGCGGCCUGAGGAGGAAGCUAGCAUGUGGGGCAUGGAAGAACAUAUGGAUAUGGACCCCGAAGAGGAUAAGGAGGAGGAUUUCAGUUGGGAAGAACCAGGAGAGGAUGAUUGGACUGCACCACUUCUAUCGCCAUCACAUAAUCAGAGUAGAUCCACAGCCAGUGACUCUGGUAGCCCCUCACAAAUAAAAACACAGCCCAAUGGGUUCAGGAUGCGGAGGCUGCUGCGCUGGUAUAGACUCAGUAGGACUGUGAACCGCAACACUCGCUUGGCCCUGCAUUGGAGGACAUGGUGCCAGCUGGCUAAAUGGGCUGGGUCUUUGGGCCUGGGGUACAGGCGAGCUAGGCCUAGGAGGUGGCACCUCGGGAGCAGGAACAAACAUCUCCACAACAGACGGAAGCCAGGAAGAUCCUAUCUGCAUGGGGGAACUCAGGGCUGCUUUAAGGGAAGGGAAGAUAUAGAGGCUGGAGAUGACCCUUGGGUGUGUGGGACAAAUGGACACAUAGGGAAUGAGGUGGCGAGUAAUGCAGCCAAGGUUGGGGACAGGGACGGGCUGGGCUUCCGGGAAUCUCCUGUAAGCCUGCCAACCAUCCACAGGGAUAAACCACCACCUCAGCAGCAACUCAGCAGUGAACACAUCUCCUGUGUACAAGGUAUGUUGAAUGAAUUCCUGCACCAGUACGGGAGCAUGAUCCCUAUCCAUGUGGAUGAGGUGGUGGACAAGCUACAGGAAAUCUUCCCCAGCAAGAGCUUCUCCGAGCCCCACAGGAAAGUUGUUGUGCAGCACCUCAUCCAGUCUUACCAGCGUCUGUCUGGGACUGCCAUGGUGAGGGGGUUCCGUGUCAACUACAAGCGCCACACCCUCACAAUGGAUGACCUCAGCACAUUGUAUGGACAGAACUGGCUCAACGACCAGAUCAUGAACAUGUAUGGGGAUAUGGUUAUGGACACAGUCCCAGAAGAGGUUCAUUUUUUCAACAGCUUUUUUUACGACAAAUUAAGGACAAAGGGCUAUGACGGGGUCAAACGGUGGACAAAAAAUGUGAACAUUUUCCAGAAGAGGCUACUGUUGAUCCCUAUCCAUCUGGAGGUGCACUGGUCUCUGGUGUGUGUGGACGUCCCACAGCGCUCCAUCACAUACUUCGACUCCCAGCGCACCCUCAACCGCCGCUGCCCAAAGCACAUUGCAAAAUACUUACAAGCUGAGGCAAUCAAGAAAGAGCAGAAGGAUUUUAUCACAGGGUGGAAGGGUUUCUUCAAAAUGAACGUGGGCAGGCAGAACAAUGACAGCGACUGUGGAGCAUUUGUCCUCCAGUACUGUAAGUGCCUAGCCUUAGAGCAGCCUUUCUGUUUUGGCCAGCUGGAUAUGCCAAAGCUAAGGAGACUCAUGUACAAAGAGUUGUGUCAUUGCAAGCUCUCACUGUGAGUUUGAAUGAAAGAACUAUCGUAGAACGAAAGACGUAGACUAUUCACCCUUCCCUUCCCCCAGCUCUCUUGGCAGAUAUGUUUUUUACAAGAUGGACAUUGUUGCAUUUUUAUUUUCUUGCUCACAUCCACUCACUCUUUAUAUCUGUUUAUUUUCCUUUUUGAUACAAGUAAACUGUACUCCUAUGAGGACACUAAACAAAAGAACGGUUGUUGCACUUAGGAUGUGAUGUAGGAGAUUAUUAUAAUAUUUUUUUAAAGAUAUUUUACCAUAUUUUACUUUUUCUCCCCAAUUUCGUGAUAUCCAAUUGCGCUCUUGUCUCAUCACUGCAACUCCCUAACGGGCUCGGGGAGGUGAAGGUCGGGUCAUGCGUCCACCGAAACAUGACCCGCCAAAUUGCUCUUCUUAACACCCGCCCGCUUAACCCGGAAGCCAGCCUCACCAAUGUGUCGGAGGAAACACCAUUCAACUGAUGAUCAAAGUCAGCCUGCAGGUGACCGGCCCACCACAAGGUGUCGUUAAGCGCGAUGAGCCAAUAAAGCCCCCUGGCAAAACCCUCCACUAAUAUGAACGACCCUGGGCCAAUUGUGCUAUCCUAAUGGGACUCCCAGUCACGGCCGGUUGUGACACAGCGUGGGAUAGAACACUGCUCUGUAGUGACGCCUCAAGCGCUGCGAUGCAGUGCCUUUAGACCGCUGCGCCACUUGGGAGGCCAUGCGAGAUUAUUUUUUGGUCCUUGAUGUUGUUGGGGGAUAGCCAGGGGUAUAGUGUUGAAAAUAAAAUAAAUGAAAGUUAAGUCUUGAUGAAGUGUUGAUGGAUCACACCCUUAUUUUCAGUUGAUUUGUAUUCAUUUUUAGGGAAUAUGGUUUGUGGUCCAUUUAGUUUUUGGCGAAUUAAUAUUUCCUAUUAGAUGACAAGAUAAUUGAUUUAUUUUUGAUUUGAAUCUGAAAUCAUUCAACACAAACGGUUUUGUUUUGUCUAAAGGAAAUAUUAAUUAACGAGAAAAUUAAUGAUUUGAUUAUUCAAAUGUUGUGUUUUUAAUUAUUGGUUCUCGUUCAGCCUGUGCACCAGUACGUUUUGGCCAAUGAAUAGUCGUGGCUUGCUGACAACACAAAUUAUAAAUGGGUCGUUCCUCAUGUUUUUGAUUUGACAUAUGUAAUCGAAUAAAUGGAUAAACGUUUA